AUGUACAAACUCUUCGUAUUUGCUGCUAUCUUCGCUCUUGCCUGUGCUAAUCCUACACCAGACGCAAAACCUGAAGCAAAGCCUGAAGCUAAGCCCACACUUAUUGCUGCAGCCUACAGUGCCCCUCUUGUAGCUGCUCCUGUAGCUUAUACUGCUGCCUACAGUGCUCCUUUGACCUACGCUGCUUCUCCUUACGCCUACAGUGCUUACCCAGCCUAUGCAGCUUAUUCUUCUCAAUAUGUAGCUGUUUUAUAA
Ceutorhynchus assimilis (cabbage seed weevil) is the source of this 255-nucleotide messenger RNA. Lineage: Eukaryota; Metazoa; Arthropoda; Insecta; Coleoptera; Curculionidae. The record is from the annotation of a GenBank genome assembly.